AUGGUAGAAAACGAAAAAGACCGCCUCUCAGUAACCGCUAAAAACUGCAGCGUGACUUCCAAGCGCCUGCCAGCAACAUACAUCGACUCAUACAUCAAGAACCCCGGCGUCGCGCGGACAAAUGUCGUCGUCGGCGACGAGUCGAAGACGUCGAUGAAGGAUUUCCACGAUUUUACACCCAUGCAACAGCACAUCCUCUUCUGGGACCGCGACCGGGACGGCCAGAUCUAUCCGUACGACACCUACACGGGUUUCCGGGACCUCGGGUUCAACAUGCUCUUUUCCUUCCUCGCGGUAUUGAUCAUCAACCUCAACUUCUCGUACCCGACACGGCUGGCACACUCCAUUGUCCCAGACCCGCGGUUCCGCGUGUACGUCGAUAGCAUCUACAAGGCGAAGCACGGGUCUGAUAGCGGGGCGUUUGAUGCGGAGGGACGGUUUGUGCCGCAGGCGUUUGAGGAUAUGUUUUCGAAGUAUGAUCGCGAUCAUGAUGGGGCGUUGACCUUUCGCGAGUUGUUUGAUAUGAUGCAUGGGAAUCGGUGUGCGGCGGAUCCCUUCGGAUGGGGAGCUGCAUUCUUUGAGUGGGUGACGACGUGGCUACUUAUCCAGAAGGACGGGAAGAUAUACAAGGAUGAUUUGCAGGGCGUAUAUGAUGGCUCCCUGUUCUGGAAGAUCAAGGAGGCAAGGGAUUCCGGUGAGGGGUGGUCGCAAGGAUUCGGACUCGGCGGCGACGGUUUCGUCGGAGGUACCAAGAUUGCUUGA
This is a messenger RNA of Aspergillus calidoustus, 762 nucleotides long. Lineage: Eukaryota; Fungi; Ascomycota; Eurotiomycetes; Eurotiales; Aspergillaceae. The record is from the annotation of a GenBank genome assembly.